This is a messenger RNA of Prunus avium (sweet cherry), 1567 nucleotides long. The record is from RefSeq and is a predicted model, not a curated record. NCBI's taxonomy places the organism in Eukaryota, Viridiplantae, Streptophyta, Magnoliopsida, Rosales, Rosaceae.
ACCAGAAACUAGCAUUCUGGUUUUUCCAGAGCCAAGGGUGUUUGAUAAGCUAAGCAGAUUGAUAUCUCCGUUUUUUACAAGCAAUUUCUCGACACAUCUGCCCUUGUUCUUUCCUGAGUUGAAGCAUAUCAAACAAUUUUGUAAUUUCAUGUUAGAUUCCAUGCAAGAUUUGGAUGACAAUUUGAAGGUGGCUGUGAUCGGAUUGAAGUUGUAGCCAGAGGGAAGGAAAAUGAUGAGUUGCUUCCAAUGUUGCAUGUCAGAAGAGAAAUCCGCCAGGAAGUCAUUAAAGAAGAGCAUCAAGGAAUACCAUGACACCAAAACUUUAGCUUCAUUUGCUAACAUCUCCUUCAAAACUGAUAGCAGCAGGAGGAAGUACAUAGCUGAAGAGAUAGCAAAGGUUGGCAAAGGAAAUAUUUCUGCUCAGAUUUUUACUUUCCGGGAACUAAGCGUUGCAACUAAAAACUUCCAUCCAGACAAUUUGCUAGGCGAAGGGGGUUUUGGGAGAGUUUACGAAGGGAAACUUGAAGACACAGACCGAGUUGUUGCUGUUAAGCAACUAGACAGGAAUGGGUUCCAAGGAAAUAGAGAAUUUCUUGUAGAAGUUUUGAUAUUGAGUCUUCUUCACCAUCCCCACCUUGUCAAUUUGGUUGGAUAUUGCGCCGAUGGUGAUCAGAGGAUUUUGGUGUACGAGUACAUGGCGAAUGGGUCCCUAGAGGACCAUCUUCUUGAUUUACGUCCGGGAAAAAAGCCCUUGGAUUGGGAUACAAGGAUGAAAAUUGCAGCAGGGGCAGCAAAAGGACUUGAAUACUUACAUGAACAAGCCAACCCCCCUGUGAUAUACCGCGAUUUCAAAGCUUCCAACAUUUUAUUGGAUGAGAACUUCAGUCCAAAGCUCUCUGAUUUUGGUCUGGCAAAGUUAGGCCCAACUGGGGAUAAGACUCAUGUAUCCACCAGGGUGAUGGGGACUUAUGGCUACUGUGCACCUGAAUAUGCACUGACAGGGCAGUUGACAACAAAAUCCGACAUUUACAGCUUUGGAGUUGUGUUUUUGGAGAUAAUCACAGGAAGAAGAGUUAUAGACAACAACAGACCAACGGAGGAGCAGAACUUAGUUACUUGGGCACAACCAUUAUUUAAAGACAGAAGGAAGUUUACAUUAAUGGCUGAUCCAUUGCUAGAAGACAAGUACCCUAUGAAGGGUCUUUACCAAGCUCUUGCUGUUGCAGCAAUGUGUCUCCAAGAGGAAGCUGCUACUAGACCUCUGAUCAGUGACGUUGUAACGGCGCUAGAGUAUUUAACCGUAGACAGCAUUGCUGAAACUGGUGAAAAUAAUGGUGAUGGAAAUGUUGAGAGUACUGAUGAUGGUGCUUUUGAGGUUGAGGAGGGUACACAACCAGACAGUACAAGGAGCCUAUGAGUGAAUGUUUCAUGAACUCUAUAUGAUCAUGUUGUCAGGACCAAAAAAUGAAAGAAAAGUUUGAUCAUCUUGUAGCUAGCUAGGCUGCUCUGUAAAAACAAACCCCAUGCCAUUGCCAUUGUUUUAAAAAAAAAUCACUUCUUUUGUCCA